Messenger RNA from Cottoperca gobio, 7740 nucleotides. RefSeq names its product Rho guanine nucleotide exchange factor (GEF) 40 (gene arhgef40). The coding region runs from base 181 to 5424 and encodes 1747 amino acids. NCBI's taxonomy places the organism in Eukaryota, Metazoa, Chordata, Actinopteri, Perciformes, Bovichtidae. The record is from RefSeq and is a predicted model, not a curated record. The transcript has 27 exons. Gene Ontology annotation, molecular function: guanyl-nucleotide exchange factor activity.
GAGAGGAGGACUGUUUUUACGCGCUGCAGUCUUACAUAAAAGAAGGGUGAAAAUCGCUUAAAGGAGCUAAUGGAGGCUGUUUGAUAACAACUGAGGGGGAAAAGUUUUUGGGGAGAAUGCAGAGAGGAAGCAAAUGCAGGAAAGGAGUUUAGGACUAUGUAGGAAUUCCUGACUGAAGUCAUGGGUUCGGAGGCAAUGGAGGAUUGUGUGCAGGGGGCGCUCUCAUCGCUUUAUCCUCCUUUUGAGAGCACGGCACCACCCCUCCUCUCCCAGGUCUUUUCAGUGCUGGAGUCGACCUAUCAACACGAUAGUCUUCGCUACCUCCUGGACUACUUUGUUCCUGCCAAGCACCUCCUGCAUAAACUCCAGCAGCACGCCUGCUCUCAGUACCUGGGCUGCUUGUUCCUUCACUCCGGCUGGCCUCUGUGUUUAGGCGAGAAAGUGGUUGUACAGCUCUCCACCCUGGACUGGAGGAUACUGCGCAGUAAUGACUUCUACCUGCAGGUGGUGCCCUUCUCUACGCGCUGCCCCCGGCUGGCCCUAAAAUGUCUGGCCCCUGGGGGGCGCACCGUUCAGGAAGUCUUGGUACCCGAGUCACAGCACCCCCUUGUGUUCACCACUGAGUGGCUGCACAGCGUCAACAAAGAGCGAGGCCACAAAAGAGAAGUUGGAGGAGGACUUGACACCUGCCUGGUCAGUACAUGUGAUGGUGUAGUUCGACUUCCGUGGAAGGAGGUUGUCUACCCAAAAUUCAUCCACGACCCAUCUGAGGAGCUGGGCCUGAUGUCUAACCACGAGGGUCCCACAUCCAAACGCCUGCCCAGUGAGGGGGGCAGCAGCCUCGGGGGCUGGGGGGGCUCAUCCUCAGGAGAACUGGACUCCUGGUCCUGGGAUGAGGAGGAAGAUGAUGGUUUACCACCAGACAGCUUGGACUCUGAACCUGCGCAUCCCAGGCGAAGGCGCAGCGAAGAUGGACUCGGGCGAACAGCGAGGCACCCUCAGUUGGACGGGGACUAUGUGGAGCUAUUGGAGCCCAGACUGGGUCCUGAUGGAGGGGUUGACACAAGGCAGAGAUACCUGGAGAUGCAUGGAAUUUCUAAGACCAAGACAUUGCCUCUGUGCAGGAGAAGUAAAGCCAUCAAACUCAGGAAAGGGAGAGCUUGGGGAUAUGGGAGACUGGAAGGGUCAGGAAGCUUUCGAGCUGUCCUUGGUGCCAAAAGAGACCUAGUUACCCCAAAAGGUGACAUUUUACCACCUCGGCCUCCAGCAGGAGUUACUGAACCUGGCAGAGGGAGGCGGUCUUACUCCUCUUCUGUCCAUGACUCUGAUGAAGGAGAUAAAACAAGCAGAGACUCUGAGGGCCUGGAAAGCAACCGGCUUUAUUUCAAUGGCCUGUUCAAAGAGAGGAGGCCAGGUGUGGGAAAGGAAAGAGAUAGCAACAGCCUCACACAGCUGUGCAGAAAUAGCCACAGAGGUAAAGACUCCGAGAGCGGCGAAAGUGUUGUCGCAAACGAAAUCCAUGACUUGACGAAUCACAAAGUCGGGCAUGUUAUAGAGGGCCACUCAGAUCAUGGAUCUCAUUCAGACUCUGUUUUCGAGGAUACAGAUAAACCGCUGAGCGCAGACAGUGAUGCCACAACCCCAACAUCAGACGCACCGGAGAGAUCGUUCACUGGAGUUUUAGAAAGUGGAGAAAUUACCAACAGUGGAACCAAAAUGAAGAAUUCGUGCAACCCAAAGGGGAUAGAGGAAAGGGAUGAUGCAAAGACGGAGGACAGAGUUUGUGCGAGAGGAAAGGAAGUUAAAACUGCAGGAUUCAGAGCGCCAAGGAGGAAAAGGAAGGGAAAGGGGGCCAAAGGGAGGGCUAGGUCUGGGGGUCGUGCACACCAGAAGGGAUCAAAACUGCAGGGUAAAGCUGCUCAACCAAGUCCUACAAACUGCUCUGCUUUGACAAAACUGCCAAUCACACAGGAGAACCAAUCAGAGCAAAGAAAACUGGCGGAGGAACCUGACGGAGUGCUAUCUUCAACUAAUGAGGAGACAGAGGACACAAGGAAAAGCAGUGCAGAGAAAGAAGCCAAAUCUUUGCCUGUCUGCAACGGCCAAUCAGGCACAUCCUUACUUAACCACUCUAAUGAGGAGGCAGCAUCAGGAGAGACAUGUCCUGACCAACUAAUUGGUGUAACAUGCAAAGAGCCUCCCCUGCUCAGGGAACUGGACACAGAGCUUCUCCAGUCAGGGAAGCUAAAGUUGACAGGUACAGUGGACAGGUUGGGACGUGCACUGGUUGUCACGGACACAGAUGCAUCAGAGGAGAGCCUCUCUGAGGAGGAGAUGGCCCGGGUCCUGGCCUGCUACCACAGAAUCACUCGGCCUGCAGCCAAAGAAAAGGGUCUCACAGUGUUAAUGGACAGCAGACGCUCUCCACCCUCCACCCUCUGCCUCUCCGCUCUUAAAUUGUUCCAGGUGUUGGUUCCUGGCGGCCUUGGAUCUGUUCUGGUUUUGGUGGAAGAGCAGCAGGAGUCUCUUUCUCAUAAUGUGGAAGGAGCAGAGAUCCACAUGGUGCGAGGAACAGGGGUCCUUCAGCAAUAUGUUGACAAGCAGCAGCUGCCCACAGAGACGGACGGAGACUUCGCCCACUGUCACUCAGACUGGCUGGCCUUCAGACUGAGCCUGGAGAGUCUGACGGAGCGCUGUGAGAGCGCCCUCACACUCCUCAGUGAAGCGCUGCAGUCUAUGGACACUGAGCCAAUGCCAAACGACAUCAAGGCUGUUCCUCUCAGCAUCGACAAACACACACAGCUCAUGGCGAGCGUCCUGGCCGACCAACGCCUAACUGAACCGCAGAAAAGGGGCGGGGCCUGGCUCGCAGGACUGACCAAUAGUGCAACUGGACUGGCGCAGAAGUCCCCAGACUGCAGGGCGGCUCUUGCUGCAACCUCUAAACUCUACGACAGCGUGGAUGAUGCCCUCCACCGGCUCGUCCAAAUGUCCAACCAGAGAGGACGCGACCUUGAAGCUCUGGGACGACUAGUGGGGCUGGUGGACAAACUGGAAAAGUGUGAUAAGGAGAUUGAGCAAGUCCAGUCCCAGCUGGAAGACUACAAGGACCCUCCUCUGUCCCUCAGCAGACUCUCCCUCAAACAGCAGAAGUUCAAGACAUUCAGAGAAACAGCCAAUGACCUGCACAGCGAGACUCUGUCAGUGCUCAGCGAUUUGGAGGGCUGGUGCGAGCUGGACUGGGCAGGCCUGAGCAAUGUCCAGAUCCGACUUCCUCCAGUCAGGGAGAAGCUGAGAGACAUGUCCCACUGUCUGUCUGACUGCUGGACCACCCUGGACAACACACAGAGGCUGCUGUCCACACUGACCGAGGCCACCCAGUGGUGUGAGGUGGUCUACUCCACUUCCUCUUCCCCCUCUUCCACCUGCCCUCUCGCCUCCCUCCCUCCGAUCCCACCGUCCCGUUUCCAGGACGCUCGUUCCUUAGCCAUAGAGCUAGGAGGCGGGGCGCUCCUGGAUCUCUGGACCCAGACGGUAGACCGCUACCAGCGGACUGUAGCGCAGGUGAAACCCCGCUUCCUCCAGCCUGACAGGGCCCAAAAUCAGGGCCAGGGGAGGUCAAAGACACCGUCCGCCAGCAGCCUGUGGGACCUGAUGGGUUCAGAGGGAGAGGGCGACUGGGGAUUGGGAGCAGGAGGUGGCGAGGGGGGGCUGCAGUCUUGGGGAUCCCUGGCAUCGCUUUUCAGACCGCAGACCUGCUCCACACUGAAGAUAGGAGAGGAGAAAGGGAACAGGAAAGAGGGAGCAGGGGGAGGAGGAGCAGGCGGAGCUGGAGGAGGGAAGUUCCUGCAGAACCUUCUGAAUCCUGCAAAGAAGAGUCCUACAGAAACCCCGCUCCCUCCCAAGCCCCCCAGGAAGCGCCACCCAAGCUUUGACCUACAGGCUCUUCUUGCUCCCCGCAGAGGCACAGGCAACCCCAAACCUGAGUCCCCGGUGGGAGGGCCAAGCCGUAACUCCCCCAUGUCCUGGCUGGGGAGACGAGCGGUAGCUGACCCAGUGAUUACCACUAGCAUGGCUGCAGCUAUCCCUGGAUGGGGCAGUGGAGGUGGAGGAGGAGGAGGAGGAGGAGGAGGAGGGGUGUUAAUUCGAGGGGUGGAGGUCAGCAGCAAGGAGGUGGUGGACCACACGGGAUCGCCACGACAACACGUGCUGCUCGGGAGGACGGAGAGGGAGACGGGGACAGAUAGGGCUGGAUCAACUCCACAGAGUAAGCUGUACCUGCUCUGGUGUAGGAUGCUGAGUUCAGAGAGGCAGUAUGUCGCCGUCCUGAAGGGGGUAGAAGAGACGUACCUGCCCUUACUGGAGCUCUCAGACACCCCGGCCUCCAUCAGGGGGAAGGCAGACACCCUCUUCCCCAACUGGGCCAGCCUCAGCACCUUUCACUCACAGAGCCUACUCCCUGCCAUGGAGGGCGCUCUUGUGCAGAGCUUGUUGCAACAGGACUGCUUCAGCAAAUAUCGGGAGCAGUUUCUGCAGUACUCGCACUACUUCAGGACUAAACCAGAACUGGACUCUCCGCUGGUCACACAGGCUGCAGACUUCUUUAAGUCCAAACUCCCCCCGGCCUCCCCCCUCUCCCCCCUGUCCUUCCCUCACUGUAUUCAGGCUCCCACUCAGAGACUGGAGCAGUACUGCGAGGCCUUAGAGGAGCUGGGAGGGAUAAACCCCGCCUCCGACUCCGCCCUCUCCAUCCUGAGACACGCCCAGCGGCACGGCGAGGACCUCAGGGCCAACGACCUCAUCGUCGGAUGUCCGAUCCCGGUGGCGGAGCGCGGCGAGCUGGUGCGACAGGGCGAGCUGACAGUGUGUGGGGGGGCUCGGAGGAAGCGGGUGGGCGUGAGGAACGUUUUCCUCUACCAGCACGUCGUCAUCUUCACUAAACAGAAGAGUCCCGGCCCGGGACGCACCGCCUACAGCUUCAAACACAGCAUCAAGACCGGUGAGAUGGGUCUGACUCAGAGCGUGGGUGGGGAGGGGGUGAAGUUCGAGGUUUGGGUCCGACAGGCUCCUCGAACGAAAGACUGCAUCACGCUGCAAGCGAAGGACAGGGAAGGCAAGGUGGCCUGGACUCAUGACAUCGCCCAUCUGCUGUGGACACACGCCAUCAACAACACAGAGUUGUGUCUGAAGGAGUCACUUUGCAUGGGGAUUUCCAGUAAGCUGCUGCUGGACGCGACAGGAACUCCAGGCUCCGAGCUGGACUCCAUCUACAGUCUCAAUGACAGAGUCCACAGUAGCUGCUCAGACUCCUCCUCUGUCGGCAGUCAGAAGGAGGGGGGGUCCCCGGCGUCUGGGAGGGACCCCAGGAGAAGCUCCGGAUCAACAAGUUACUCCCAGAGUCAGUCUCCCUCCACAGCUGUGUAACUGUCGUCUCAAUAAGAAAACUGGACCCUGGACUUUUGAAGAUUUAAAUCAUCUCUAUUCCACCUCUGGGAAAGACAAACUGGAUUUCGAGGAGCUAGAAGACAAAAGAGAGACCCUCAGACUCUAUUGAACUUCUCCCACAUGCUCCCCCCCGCCCCCCUUUGCCCCCUUCACCUCCCUAAAACAAACAAAAUGCCAGCAGAUUAGCUGGAGCAGCGGCGCACUGCUUUCCCCCCACAUUCUCUGAUAUGAACCCCCCAAGGAAAAGCUGCCUCCAAAAAAAGGAUCAAAACUGCCCCGUUUAAACCACAACAAGCACCAGCAGGGCUCUCUGCGCUCCGCCAUUUUGGAUCUGCCAGUCUCAGUUGCUGGCAGAGUCAUUGACACCAAAGGCACUUCAGCCACACAGUGCGGCCAUUGUCUGCCCCGCGGCUCCCCACUAGGCCAAACCACUUGGUCUGAACCACUGACUGCCUGGCUGGCUCACUGUACGCAUCACAUGCUCCAGCAUCUGAUAAUAAACAGGAAGUAAUAUGCAGGGCGUAAAUCCACCAUAGGAUUGCAGAUUUAGAAUGUAUUAUGUACUCUGUCAUUUUCAUAACGCUGAAUGGAGCACUGUAGGCUUUGUUUUCUUCCUCCUGCCUGUGUAGAAAUGUGUGGCAUAGGCUAGGUGUGAUUGCAUCUAUGUAAAUGAGGCAGGGGUGGCGUGAGCACACAUACACACACAGUGUCCCUCAACACAUGCAGUCAACUCUUAUUGUUGGAAGACAGUGGGGCUCUAUUCACAUUCACAUGCUCACACACACACUCACUGUGGCCGCUGUAGAGCCUGGUACAGUGGCUACAAUCAACAUCAGGCAAGGUUACAUCUGAUCACACACACAGGAAGCACCGCCUUGUUAAUCUACGGGAGCGUUUGUCUAAGCUAAUGAUGUAUUAACCGUGGCAAGGGCUGGUAUUUAAUCUUCUUUAAAAGUAUAACUUAUGUCAGCAACUUGAGCUUCUUGGUGCCUUAUAAGUGUGUUGAUAAUGAAUUAUAUACCUUAUGAUAUAAGUUUCAUAUUCUAUGUGCCAAAGGUAUAAAAUGGGUUUUUGUGCAAUGUUGAUUUGUGUACAAAGAGGUAUUGUUGUUACAUUUAGUUUGCUUCUUCAGGAUCUCCAUAAGAUGGUGGAUCUGUGGAAUGUGCUGUGUUCAAGUUCUGCGGCUCGACAAUAUGAACUACAUCUGCUUCACUCAAAUCUGAAGGAAUCAUAGAAAGAAAGGCUUCCUACAGUACAUGGACAAAAAUGUUUACUUUUCAGCUUCUGGUUGGGAAAUUUUGAAUUUGAAUCACAGUUUGAAAAAGUCUCAGUGUCGUCUUCAAUUCCCAGCUCCACUGUGACGUCAGGGGAUGGCUUUCUUACACUUUAAAAGGAAUAGUUUGACAUUUUGGGAAAAUGUGUAUUUUCGCUGUCCUGCCAGGAGUUAGAUGAGCAGAUAGAUACCUCACUUCAAUGUCUCAAUGUUAUAUGUGAAGCCUUAUGCUAAGCUAAGCUAACUGGCGGUAGCUUCAUAUAGCCUGUAGACAUGAGAAUGUUUCACGUUCCCAAAACGUUGAACUUUUACUUUAAGAUAUCAUCUCCUAAAACUAAUGAAACACACAUUACUUCCACUCGCAGAAGAGACGCACAACUACAGUACAUUAGUUCUUAACAUGACGCUCAACAUAUCUGGAACUUAUCAUUUAAUGUUAUGAGGCAGACGAGACAAAAAGGCAUCAAUAUUUCAUCUGAGGAUGUAGUUCAUAUUGUAUGACAGCAAGCAUUCAGUCAGUAAAACCAAUCAUCAUCCACUCCCCAGUUUGAUUUGAUCACUAUCAAACAAUAUCACGCUUAAGGUACGAUAUGAAACCAUCAGGUAGCGAGAGCCAGCGGCAGCAGCAGCGGGAGGUCAAGCUCGCGUCUGCAGACAGCAGCAGUUAUCAGAUUCAGCACGUUUCAUAUCUGCAUUCAAAUUCAAGAAAUUGCAAAUGGCUAUUGAGCCGUUUCUGAAUCAAUAUGUAAUUUGUUGGCUAGGAGAAGGCCCGUACACUUCAUAGCCUUUAGCUGUUUGGUACAUUGCAUUAUAUUGGAAGCGAUGUAAUGAACACCAUCUUUCAUUCUUACUGCAGUAUAGAUUGUCAUAUGCAGAAGCCUUUACUUUUGUAUGCAGUAUUAAUGUAUAGAAACUUUUUGUCUCUUGCUCUUUUUCUACGACACACUCUGCCUGAUGUUUACAUUUUUUGGAAAGGAAUGUGGAAUGUUGGACAUGCAUGUUAUGCUUACUUGAUAAUUGUA